Messenger RNA from Miniopterus natalensis, 2842 nucleotides. The record is from RefSeq and is a predicted model, not a curated record. NCBI's taxonomy places the organism in Eukaryota, Metazoa, Chordata, Mammalia, Chiroptera, Miniopteridae.
AUGGGGAAGGAGACCCGGAGCCAUUGCGUGGUGGGGCAGGCUGUGCCCUGCACAACCAAGGGGCAGUGCGGCUCUUAUGUUCCCAUUCAGCCGGAGAUCUGCGAUGAUCCCCAGUUUAUCAUUGGAGGAGCCACCCGCACAGACAUCUGCCAAGGAGCCCUGGGUGACUGCUGGCUGUUGGCAGCCAUCGCCUCCCUCACCCUGAAUGAAGAAAUCCUGGCUCGAGUUGUCCCCUUUGACCAGAGCUUCCAGGAAAACUAUGCAGGGAUCUUCCACUUCCAGUUCUGGCAGUACGGCGAGUGGGUGGAGGUCGUGGUGGACGACAGGCUGCCCACCAAGGACGGGGAGCUGCUGUUUGUGCACUCGGCCGAGGGCGGCGAGUUCUGGAGCGCGCUGCUGGAGAAGGCCUACGCCAAGAUCAACGGAUGCUACGAAGCGCUCUCGGGGGGAGCCACCACCGAGGGCUUUGAGGACUUCACGGGAGGCAUCGCUGAGUGGUACGAGCUGAAGAAGGCCCCUGCCAACCUGUUCAAGAUCAUCCAGAAGGCUCUGCAGAAGGGCUCCCUCCUGGGCUGCUCCAUCGAUAUCACCAGCAUCGCGGACUCGGAGGCCGUCACGAUGCAGAAGCUGGUGAAGGGACACGCAUACUCUGUCACCGGAGCUGAGGAGGUGGAGAGCAGAGGAAGCCUGCAGAAGCUGAUCCGCAUCCGGAAUCCCUGGGGAGAGGUGGAGUGGACCGGGAAGUGGAAUGACAACUGCCCGAACUGGAACACCGUCGACCCAGAGGUGAGGGAGAGGCUCACCAGGCAGCACGAGGACGGAGAGUUCUGGAUGUCUUUCAGCGACUUCCUGAGGCACUAUUCCCGCCUGGAGAUCUGCAACCUGACCCCCGACACUCUCACCGCUGACACCUACAAGAAGUGGAAGCUCACCAAGAUGGAUGGGAACUGGCGGCGGGGCUCCACGGCCGGAGGCUGCAGGAACUACCCGAACACCUUCUGGAUGAACCCGCAGUACCUGAUCAAGCUGGAGGAAGAAGACGAAGACCAGGAUGACGGGGAGAGGGGCUGCACCUUCCUGGUGGGCCUCAUCCAGAAGCACCGGCGGCGGCAGAGGAAGAUGGGCGAAGACAUGCACACCAUCGGCUUCGGCAUCUACGAGGUUCCGGAGGAGUUGAUGGGACAGACCAACAUCCACCUCAGCAAGAAGUUCUUCCUGACGACCAGGGCCAGGGAGCGGUCGGACACCUUCAUCAACCUGCGGGAGGUGCUCAACCGCUUCAAGCUGCCCCCGGGAGAGUACAUCCUUGUGCCUUCCACCUUCGAGCCCAACAAGGACGGCGACUUCUGCGUCCGGGUCUUCUCCGAGAAGAAGGCCGACUACCAGGCUGUCGAUGAUGAGAUCGAGGGCGACUUGGAAGAGAUCGAUGUCAGUGAAGACGACAUUGAUGACGGAUUCAGGAGGCUGUUUGCCCAGUUGGCCGGGGAGGAUGCAGAGAUCUCCGCCUUUGAGCUGCAGACAAUCCUGAGAAGAGUUCUCGCCAAGCGCCAAGAUAUCAAGUCAGAUGGCUUCAGCAUCGAGACCUGCAAGAUCAUGGUUGACAUGCUCGACUCCGAUGGCAGCGGCAAGCUGGGCCUGAAGGAGUUCUACGUUCUUUGGACAAAAAUUCAAAAAUACCAGAAAAUUUACCGGGAGAUCGACGUGGACAGGUCUGGGACCAUGAACUCCUACGAGAUGCGGAAAGCCUUAGAAGCAGCAGGUUUCAAGCUGCCCUGCCAGCUCCACCAGGUCAUCGUUGCUCGCUUUGCAGACGACGAGCUCAUCAUCGACUUCGACAACUUCGUCCGCUGCCUGGUCCGGCUGGAAACACUCUUCAGGAUAUUUAAGCAGCUGGACCCUGAGAACACGGGAACCAUACAGCUCGACCUUAUCUCGUGGCUCUGUUUUUCAGUACUUUGAAGUUAUAAACUAAUCUGCCUGAAGACGUCUCGUGAAAGAAAGUCAGCCACAGACUAAGCUUCCACAGAGAAACUUUUAUCUGGACCUUGAUUAUGGGAACAUUUACUUAAACCGAUGAUUAUAGCUGCACAUAAUGGUACCAUCUGAGAUAGGGAAAGAUUCGCGUAUCAUUAGACUAAAUACGAGCGUGUUGCAUAACCCUCGACAAGCUCGAACAAAGCUUUAAACCUGUAAAUAGGAUGCACUUUUUACUUUUACACACGGUCCCAUUUAGAGCAAUAUUAAAUCAGGAAAAAAAAAUGCAGGGAGGUGCUGACCAGCUGAGCAAACAUUCAGGGGAUCUCAAAGGACACGAGGUCCUUGCUGGGAACAUUGAAAGCAACUUCAGGUUGAAAAAUGCAGCUCUCAGGGCUCCCCAUUUCCCUUGAGUAAAAUAAAAAAUACAGUGGUCACAAAGUAAUCUUGUCAAGGCACCAGAGAAAGCCCACCUCUGUCACCCGGGGCCACCCGGGUUAAAGCAGAGACAGGUUUAUAGAAAACUGGUGAACAGCAAAUCUGAAAUUCAAGGCCUGGAGUGUUAUAAAUAACGAAGGGAGCGUACUCGUGGUCAGCGGGAGCCGUACACGGGAACCAGGCGUCCGGUUUGCAAACCAGCUGUGGCGAAGGUGGAACACGCCACCUGCCACCUGCUCGACCCUCCCGCACGUGGCCACCUACAGCGUUCAUGCAUGGAGCUGGGGGGCGGCGCAGGGGCGUCUGCAGACGACACAAGCUUGUUUCUUGGCUUUUACCUGGGACUGUGCUAACAUUAUAAAAACAUUGCCUUGUUGCCUUACCUUCUGACAAAUGUACUGUUAAAUAAAGAGUCGCCUGGGCAAUCCCA